CGCCAUUUUGGAGGCCGCCGGAGCGCCCGCGCCCGCCGCCCGCUGUCAGCGCAGCCCCGGCCCCCGCCGCGCCCCCGCCUCGGCCGCGGCCCAUGCCCGCCGCGCCGCGGGGCCUCGCAGCCAGGCAGCGCCACAGCGGCCCCGACAGGGGCUGGACGGCAGGGCCGGACCCCAGCAGGAUAGGAAGCUCGAGAGAGAAUUCACACUGGAUGAAAACAAUUUCCUGAAGCUGGAUAUAUUCCAGGAACCAUAACCCAAAUGUUUCUCUGUCCGUGGAGAAGAUUUCACGUUUGAAAUAACUUGUACUGAAGCUAGGUGUGUCCCAUCAUCAUGUUCUGGAAGUUUGAUUUGAACACAACAUCGCAUGUGGAUAAGCUGCUGGAUAAAGAAGAUGUGACACUUCACGAGCUGAUGGAUGAAGAUGACAUCUUACAGGAGUGCAAGGCUCAGAACCGCAAGCUGCUGGACUUCCUCUGCCAGCAGCACUGCAUGGAGGAGCUGGUCAACCUCAUCACACAUGAGCCCCCUGUGGAUAUGGAUGAGAAGGUCCGCUUCAAAUACCCAAACACGGCCUGUGAACUGCUGACCUCGGACGUGCCCCAAAUCAACGACAAGCUAGGAGGGGAUGAAACUCUACUGAAUAUCCUCUAUGACUUCUUGGAUCACGAGCCUCCACUGAACCCGUUGCUUGCCAGUUUCUUCAGUAAGACGAUUGGGAAUCUCAUUGCAAGAAAAACAGAACAGGUGAUUGCAUUCUUGAGGAAAAAAGACAAAUUUAUUAGCCUGGUGCUAAAGCAUAUAGAUACAUCAGCAAUGAUGGACCUCCUGCUUCGUCUCAUCAGCUGUGUGGAGCCCGCGACUCUACGGCAGGAAGUGCUGAAUUGGCUUAAUGAAGCAAAAAUUAUUCAGAGACUUGUGGAACUGAUCCAUUCAAGCCAGGAUGAGGAUAGGCAAUCAAAUGCUUCCCAGACCCUGUGUGAUAUCAUAAGACUGAGCAGAGACCAGAGCAAUCAACUCCAGGAUAUACCUGAGCCUGAUCCACUUCUCACAGCACUGGAAUCGCAGGAAUGUGUGGAGCAACUCCUGAAGAAUAUGUUCGAUGGAGAACAGACUGAAAAUUGCAUAGUGAAUGGAACACAAGUUCUUCUAACAUUGCUGGAAACAAGGCGCUCUGGGGUGGAAGGACUGAUGGACUCAUACACUCAGGGAUUUGAAAGGUCUUACACUGUCAAUAGCAGCAUCUUACAUGGUAUUGAACCAAGGCUAAAAGAUUUCCACCAGCUGCUGCUCAGCCCUCCCAAGAAAACAGCAAUCCUAACUACAAUUGGUGUCUUGGAAGAGCCACUGGGGAACGCUCGUCUUCACGGAUCUCGUCUAAUAGCUGCUCUGCUUCACACAAACACUCCCAGUAUUAAUCAGGAACUAUGCAGACUCAGUACCAUGAAUUUAUUACUUGACUUAUUUUUUAAAUACACAUGGAAUAACUUUUUGCAUUUCCAAGUGGAAUUGUCCAUAGCAGCUAUUCUCUCACACUCUGUGCAAGAGGGAAAAACAACUACUAAUGACCUAGAAAGCAAAGAAGAGGUGCUGAAUGGAAACGUGGCCACAGAGAACUUAGAGGCUCCAGAAAACAACACCGAGAAUAUCAUGGUUACUCAUUUGUUCCAGAAAUGCUGCCUAGUGCAAAGGAUAUUGGAUGCCUGGGAAGCCAAUGACAAAAUACAGGCAGAAGGUGGAAUGAGGCGAGGCAAUAUGGGCCACCUCACCCGGAUAGCCAAUGCUGUGGUACAGAACAUGGAGAAGGGCCCCAUGCAGACUCAGAUUAGCGAGUUCAUUAAAGAGCUGCCUGAAGACUGCAGAGGGAGAUGGGAGAGUUUUGUAGAAGAGACGCUGAUGGAAACAAACAGGAGGAAUACAGUGGAUUUGGUGAGCACUCACCAUCUGCACUCUUCCAGUGAGGAUGAAGAUAUUGAGAGUGCUUUUCCCAAUGAACUUUCUCUCCAACAGGCCUUCUCUGAGUACCAGAUCCAGCAGAUGACAGCCAACUUCGUGGAUCAGUUUGGCUUUAACGACGAGGAGUUUGCAGACCAGGAUGAUAAUAUAAAUGCUCCUUUUGACAGGAUUGCAGAGAUAAACUUCAAUAUAGAUGCAGAUGAUGACAGUCCCAAUGCUUCCCUCUUUGAAGCCUGCUGCAAUGAACGAAUCCAGCAAUUUGAUGACAACGAGGAGGAAGAAGAUAUCUGGGAAGAGAAGGAGAUAACCUAUGCAACACAAGUUAAAUCAAGAACACGGUUUGGAGCAUCUCAGACCUCAGAGAGCUCAUCAAAAAGUGAUCUUGAGAAUGGAGAUCAUGAUGGUAGUGUGGACUCAGAAGAAGAAGAGGAAACAGAACAGCAGGUGCCUCCUUCCUCAGCAAACAGCAACAAGAAUAAUGUUUCUGAGCAGAAAGAUUCAGACUCUUCUGAAGGGUCUGGAUGGACAGCUGUGUUUGAGCCCGUGAACUCGAAGCCCCCCACCCCCUGUGUUGCCAUGGAUGUUGGAUCAAGUGUAUGGGAUUCAGCAGCCCCGGAGAACGCCACGCCAGAGGAGAAAGGAUGGGCAAAGUUUACAGACUUCCAGCCUUUCUGUUGCUCAGAAUCAGGUCCACGAUGCAGUUCUCCUGUGGACACAGAAAGCAACGAUUCAGAGGGAAACCCGAAGCAGAGUCAAGACAAGAACUUCAGCGCUGCCUCGCCCUGCGUUUGGAACGUCUGCGUUACGAGGAAGGCGCCGCUCGUGGCCUCGGACAGCAGCUCCUCCGGCGGCUCGGACAGCGACGAGGAGGACGACAAAGCCGACGUGGUCACGGAAACCAUCAGCACAGGCUCAGGCCAGGAGACCAUCAAGCUGACCGUGGAUGCUAAGAACGAGAAGGCAGUUUUCACCAGAGUAUUUAGACCUGCAGUCAGAGGUGAUGCAGACUGCAUGGUUAUUGAUAAGCUGGCCAUCACGGACAUGGGAACGACAAAAGCUUCCAAACCACUGAACAACGUGGCCCAGCACCCGGAGGAACACCAGAACACAGCGGCUGUUGUUACAGCUGUCACGGAAACAGCCACAAAAGACAGGAAAGAAGAAGUCUUGCCCUGUGCUGAAGCCACAUUAAAUGGCCCUGCUUGAUGAAACAGAUGCAAUGGGACGUGUGUGAUCCAGGCCAGGCUGCUACCUGGUGAUGCAAUUUGUCAAUUUUUUUUUUCAUUUUAAUUUUAUUUUUUAAUAAAUGCUGCAUUGAUGAGAGAGCUGGCAUUCAGGACCAGACAUGCAGUUUCAACACCAACAAUCUGUUCUGAAAGACACUUGCAUUGUCUAAAUGUAGCAUUGAUCAGUUAGUCAUCACAGGAAUGAUGGGGUUCUUCCCAAGCAAGCCUUCUGCCUAAUUUUAGUUCCUUGUCCCCUUCCCUCUCUCCCUUGUUUUUGUUUUGUAUUUGGGGUUCAGUCCUAUUUUCUUAGUGUUAUUGCACACAGUAUUCAGCUUCUCUUCAGAAAGGUAGCAGGUCUAACGCUGGGACUUGGACAGUGCACAGGAGUCCCGCAGUCGUGUGACCAAAGUUCCUGAUGGAGCUGUCUUUGGGCAGCAUUUGCACCGCUUUUGUAUAGCAAUAAAGCCUUAUCAGAAACAUUUCAUAGGAGGAAAAGAUGCAAACACUUUAAAUGGGAUGAGGCAGGGAGGGCUUUUAUUUUACAUUUUUGUGGGGUGGGAGGGAAAUCAUUGACAUCAUCCCAAGCCAGAGGCCAGGUAGCUAACUUACCGUAAUGCUGAACCGUCUUGAGAAGCGGGAAGUCUCUGCAUUCCAGUGAAUUGCUCAGUGCUCUCUCUCGGGAGAUGGGACAGUUCACUGCAGGAUCUUGGGUCGUUUAGCAAUUGGCCUCUUCUGUCCGAGCCAUCAAAACUCAACUUCCCGGAUGUCGUCCUCAGUUGGCUGCAGAGUAUGCAAAGAAGGUAGCGUGUUGUUUGCCAGCUGAGAGGAUAAUGAUCCACUGGACUGCUGCCGUGCAGGAACAAGAGCAGAUAUGGCACAAACAGGUUAUCAGGUGUUUGCUGGCUUUUUGGAGACUAAUGUAUUUUCAAAUUAUUAUGGAAAUCCUUUUCUGUUUGUUUUGUUCUGUUUUUAAAGUUUUUAAUGGAUGCAGGAACAGCAACACUUUUGCACUUUGUACCUAGUGACAACAUUGGAGAGUGAAACGGCCCCAGCACAGGACUCCUGCUGUUCCUUACCCCCAGGCAGUCGGGCAUGGAGAGGUUGGGGGGGACAUGCUGCUGCCUUGGGAUGGUAGAGUACAGCAGUGUGGAGAAAUGGACUGCGCUUCAAACUGCCUGGGAGCAAGGUCAGUUAAAGAUGUGUACUUGACCCUGGAACACAGGAUCUUCUGCACAGGCUGAAGGACCUACUCCUGUAAAGACUGCACCAGUUUCAGACACAGGUCUGCGCUGGUUUGUGCUGGUCUCUGCAUUGAGCUUGUUCCCAGACUGGACUUGUGCACAUAGAUGAUACGGGUGUAGAUGUUGGGCCACUUGCAGAACCAGGCUCGGGCUGGUAGCAGCAGAUCGCCGUCACCAGUGCUCGUUCUCUACCCCUAGACUAGAUACAGAGCUGGGCCUGCUUUUGUGUGUAAGCUGUAUGCUGAAAUCCACCUGUCAAAUGUUAAAUGCCGCUUAUUUUAUUAGUCCAAGAUCUAAGCUGGAAAAUCAUUCACUUUGGAAUAAAAGCAUGAAGCUUGACACAUAGGUAGCCAAAUAGCUUAUUUUCUGAUAUACUCUCACUUGUGCGUAACGAGGGACUUUACCCUGUGAGUAUGAAAAAGUACCUCACACAGAUCUGUUGUUAUGAGCAAAGGCAUCCUAGCCAAACUUCAGUCUUUUAAAAAAAUACUUUAUUUUUAACUGUGAUAUGUAUGUAGUGCAUAUGAAAAUUUCUUAACUGUGUUGAGAGGUGGUGUGUGGGGGGGAGUGAGAUGAACAAAAUGUUUUCGCUGUUAGAGUCAGUCUGUUCUGCUGGAUCAGUAUCCGACGGUGACGUACCCACAGCACGAGGCUAUCAUAUGCCCAAGGAUUACAUAUUUCCAUUUUUGCUCUUAGGGAAGGUUGAGGAUUUGAUUUGUUCGAAUGCCAGCUAUGGAGAUUAGAGCGCAGAAAGCAGGAUGAGAUUACGCUGUGCAUCGUUGAAGUUGCGUGCUGGGGUUGUGGGCCCCUUGUGUGCUGCUGACAUAGCUGUGAUUUCUCUCAGCUGCAAUUACUUGGUAAGCAGGUGCUUUCAUGGCACAGUACUGUUGUUCUGGAAGUCUUCUCACUCCCUCCUUGUAAUUUAAAAUAAAUAAUUUAAAGAUACAUUGUGCUAGAAGGAGAAAUCUCACUUUCUGCUUCGGUUACCCCGCUUGCUAUUUAGAGAUCAGUCCCACUCUUAGCCCGGAUUUUCAGAAGUGAUUAGUAGCUUUGAGUUUCUAAUUGGAGACACAUUAAAGUCUUAAUUUUCAGAGGAUUGGUGCUAGAGAUUUUCUGAAAAUCAGGUUCUUUUUAGGGCGUUCUUUAAACACCCAAAAGUGAGACUAUGAAAAAUCAUUCAUCAAAUACAGACAGCAUCAGUGUAACUGAUUCCAGCAGCUGAUUGAAGGCCGUGGUUGGGCUUCAGUCCCAGUAAAUACCGGGUGAUGACAGCAGUUCCUUUCCAGUCUCUUCUCAUGCACUGUUCCUGACUGUAGUGCUUGCGGGCUCCGCCGUGUUACAGCUACGACCAGGUCUGUUCAGGACUGCCAAUAGCAGGCACAAUUUGAUCUUUCUCAUGGCUUGAUACAUAUCCAGCUACCUUGUUAGACUCACAAACGAUCUUUGCAUUAGGUUCUCAUAGACCGGGGUUACCUUAAAUCAUCAUGCUGGCUGAUGUUGCAAGGACACUGCUUCGUUGUCCCUACGUGACCUGUUCGUGAUGCCUUGGUUUGGGGAGCAGUAACCUCCACCUGUAGAGUGGUACUGAGCAGCUGGCAGCAAUAACAUCCCGAAGUGUUUCAGAAGGAUAUGCAAGGACGUGUCUGUCUGUGCCUUUUGUUGCAUAUUCUCAACUUGUUGUUCAUUAUCUGUUGGCUUCGAGUCUAUAAAUUUAAAUGAAAGCUUUAAUGAUGUAUUUACAACCUUCCCAGUAAGCAGAUCUAAAAGUAUAGUGUAGUUACUGAGGGGAUCGUUACCUAAGUUCAUUAACUUGAUUGCUUGUGUCCGGUUACUUAUGUGAAAAGACAAUUUACCCAUAGUUAAAAAGACUGUAGAAAUGCGUAAGGUCUCUUGCUUUUGUGACGGGGGGUGUGAUUCCUCCCCAUUUGGGAUUUAAGCUCUGAACUAUACCUCACUGGUACCAUAGGAUUGUUCUUCACACCAGCCAACCAACUGAUCUAGGAAGCGGUUCUGACCCCUGCUAUCUUGGAGUCUGAAGCUCAGACCAGGUCCAGAGUCAGGCGAUGGCUUCUUCACCUGGCUCAGGUGGUUUUUAUGGGUAAUCUGGGCAUGCAAUUCUUUCUCUUUGUGGAUUGGAGCUUCUCAUGGCUCUCAAGUCGCAAUGUGUGUGUGCAGGCUGAGGGUUCCCACUGCCUCUCUCGCUCCUCGUUGCUGGCUGAGCUUUCUUGCUUGCUGUUCCAGACUCGUGCCAAAGCUGCGUGGCAGCUGGGCGGUCUGACUGCUCUUCUGUUUUCAGGUGACCUUAAGGCACGACGUUCAGGGACGUGGCAGCAGCUGGGUGAACCCUUCCUCAGCUCAGCCCAGCGCUGUGUCCGUGGUGGUUGUUCCCAGGAGAGGCGUGUUACCUGCUCACUGAGCAGGCAGUAAGGGAAGGGCUGUCACUCAGGGUCGGAGCAGGACAUGCUGUCUUCCAAAAUGGAUUUAUGUAACCCAGCUGCAUCCUUUAAAAAACCAUCAACCUAUGCUAAGAUACUUGGUCAGAAGGCAAUGAAGAUUAAACAGAAGUUGUAUUUAGCACUGUCCUUCCUCAUUUAUGUGCAGUAUUUUGAAUCUGUCCAUAUCUAUAUGGUAUAUAUAAUUUUAGUUUUGAAUAUGUAUACUGAUGAGUGUGUAUAUAGAUAUAUAUUUGCAAUAUGUAUUAUUCCAUGUAUAUUUAUACACACACAGUUGGAUAUUGUAAGAAACCUGGUGAAGCAGAGACUCGGAGCACAGUGAGCCUGACUUUUGUAUGUUUGUAAAGGUACAUGGUCAAUAGCAAGUCACAGACAACCACUCAUUGUACAAGCCCAGAAGCAGCAGGGCAUGCCUUGGUCCCGUGUUGCUGCUCAGACAUUCAGUGUUUCUGCCCAGCUGGGGUUUCGUGAUUUUUUGCCCAACCAGGUGUUGAUGGAGAGCGGCCACGUGUGCUGCGAUCCCUGGUGUCGCUCCUGGUGCUCCUGCUGCUGCAGAGCAUUGCCCACACGCCUUCACACCACGAGAGGAGGAGGUGUUUGCUGCAGUUACAAAGUGGUCAGGUCAGCCAACACUAAUUCUUGAAUUGUGACACGUUUCUCUCUAGUUGGUUGGGUUGUGGGAAAAAACAGGUUUCUUUGGGUGAUCUGGCCAUUCAGGAGUACCGUCAGGGUCACGCCAGCCGACUGCUUUUGGGCAUCCAGACUUCUGUGUUCAGUACCUGGGUAUGAAACGUGGGGAGCAGGGGGCACAGCUGUAGGGACUUGCGAUCAGAAAAAACCCUCUGCUGCAGGAAGGUCAAGCAUAACAACUUCGGAGCCAUAAGACAUGAUCUGAUAGAUAAAAACUUGGAUGAUUUGAUUUUUUUUUCUUUCGAAUCAGAACUAUUCAAAUUCUUUUACGCUGCUCACUACAGGCUUUUGGGGUUGGUGAGGGGAAAACAGAGAGCUACGAAGCAGGCUGGUGCUAGGGUACACUCUUCAGACCGAGGAGGGGAUUUGGUGUUGGGUUUGUGGGUUUUGAGUUCCCUUGCUGUCCCAAAGAGAUGAGGUCCUCUCUAAAACUGUAUCCACACAGGAGCACGUGCACCUGGCUCAAAAUGAAAGUUUGGGUGAGAUAGUCUGCAGGAAAGGGAUCCAAUGAGGGAACAGGAGUGCAGUUUUUUCAACACUUUCACCAGUCUUCUAACAAAAUUUUCUUACACAAAUACAUAAUUUAUUGAUUCUUCUCUUAAGUUGUAAGAGUAAAGGCAGACAAGAUCCCAGCUGGUCAUCUGGAUGACAUGUCCUCAGCAAAGACUUGAAAUAAAUUUCUUGAGUGUCCCAAGAUUUUGUUGCUCUCGUUGCCUUUUACAGAUCUGCAGCUGGCAAGCCGAAUAGAAAAUCCAGUGGGCGCACAAACUAAAAGCAAAACCCAACAACAGUGGGACCUCAGCUACCUAUUGCUGGUGGAAAGGCGCUGGGUGUGCCGCACCGUGCGGGGGGGUGAGCACUGAGGGUUAUUCAUCAAUACAUAUCUAAGGGAGGAACUUUAAGGUGGCUUUCUUGUUCUUCACUGACAUCUCAGAAUCAUUUCUCCAAAAAGGAGCCAGUGAGCUGUAACUGAAAUCAAGAUUUAUCAGUGGCACCACAGCAGGAGACCUCACUGCCAGCCGCUGGGGGUGUGCACCAGGGACCUGGCUCCGUCGCCCCUCAGCCUCGGCUCAUCCCAUCCCACCACUGAAGCAGCCCCGUGAUGGGGCUUCUUGCCUUUUCCCCUUUGUUUGCACUUCGUUUCUGGCACUCUAUCUUCAGUAGUAGUUUAGUGGUAAGGUGUUUUCAGACUUGCUAAGCCCUGUCUUCGUGUAGUGGUAAUUAGGCUGGAGGAGCCUCCUUUUCAUCACUCGUUCAUUUUGUCUCACGGGGGAAACAGCUGCUGCGUGGCAGAGUUCCCUUAUUUCUGUAGAUGUUGGUAAAAACCAACGUGCUGUGCCAGUCGUGGUGGAGGAGGUGCCACAAGUCCCUGCAAGCCCUCGGGGAGUGACCGCGCAGUUUGAUGUCCAGGUUAAUUAUUCGUGAUGAUAUAAGAUCAUCUGAUAUUUUGGCAAUGUAAUUUUUGACUUUUUUGAUACUAUUUAGUAACUCACACUGCAAUUUUCAGUCAUUUAAAGACUAAGUUAUUUUUUUCCACGUGCUUUUCCCAAAGCGGUGAUCUCAGCCUGAACCAUGUUCAAAACAUACAAAUUUGUAAACAGUUAAACUUAUAAACAGUUUAUAAACAGUGAUUUUGUUCCUGUAAGCAGUUGAUUUUGUUGUUAUAAGAGGUUUUGAUGUCAUUGCAAAAAAGAGAUAAAACUAGACCCGCUGUUUACAACAGCAUGUUAAUUUUUAUUACUAUUUUUUUUUAUUUUUAUUUUUUUACCAUGAUUCAGUUCUCUCUGAAGUCUUAUUCUGCCACAAACUUUGCUGUUGGAAAAGUACCUGUAUCUCUGGUUGCAAGGCAAGCAUAAUGCACUUACACGCUCUUUUGCCAGUCCCAGCUGUAAAACAAGAUUUUUAGAUGGUUCUCCCAGAAGUGAAGUUCUUCAUCCCAUCCCAGUCCCUUGGUGUUAGGGAAGAGCACUCACUAGGGCAAAGCAGUGAAGGGGCCGAGUGGUAUUGGGCAGGUUCAUGAUUUAGGGGGUAGCUGUUGGCCUGUGAUGCAGUAGAGUUUUUCUCUGGUUUGGACAUUACAGCCCAUUGAAAACAAACAACCAAAAAUUCUCCCUUGUUCUGAGAAGGUCUUACAGCUUUCUGCUCAGAUUGUGUGGGCUGGGGGCUUUAGUUUGAAAUAAAUAAGUAAAAAAUAAGUGUGUUGCCUAAGAAAAGAACCGAAGGAAAAUGGGGAGCGCUGCUUGUGUCCCUCUUGAGAACGCCGUGCCAGGCAAGGGCUUCAACGAGGUCUCGCUACGUUCAGUGCUGGGCACAGAGAAGUCCCAGGAGCUGCGUAACUGUGAAUUGGUGGUGCUGAGUGCUUCAGAGUGGCCUGAGAAAAGCUGUCCCUGUCACUGCAGAACACAUUCCUCAUCGCUGUUAGCUUCUGGCUUCCUGACAAACAUGGUUACAGCUUCUUUCUUCUCUAGCCUUGUCCCAGCUUGCAUGGUUUCCUUAAUCAGCGUGCAGAAGGAUUUGGUUCUGCCUUGUUACUCAAACCUGUGUGUGCUCCGUAGCGUGGCUGUGUGGAACUCAGUGAAAGCUCGCCUUGGAAGCAUUUAGUCUUUCUUUUCAACUAGAACAUGGGCAGUGAAGAGCUGAAGGCUCUCUGGAAGCUCAUUAAGAAAUUAAGAAAUGUGUCUUCUUGUCAAAGUGCUUUUUUUUGUUUUGUUUUGUUUUUUGUUAGUUAAAAGAUGCCUACAUUGUUCAAAGUAAAAAUUGUUUUCUGAACAGUAAAACUACCUAGACCCACCUGUAGCUAAUUGAAUCUUAGAAGGAGACAUUUCAUAUUAAAUAUGAUUUCUUGAUCUUAAAUACUAUCUUCUAAGGUUGCACUGGUACGAGCAGUUCAGUGAAUCAGAACAGCGUGCCAUAUCUCAGAGCUGGGCGUUGGGAGCUGUAAGUACAUCAUUCCCACUGGUACUGAACUUUAAAGUCACUUGGGAUGAAGUUUGAAGUAGUCAUUUUACCUCUGCAUGAAAACUUGCAAAAAAGAAAUCCUUCUGGUCAGGGCAACCGUGCGUUGUGAGUUUAAUUAUGGACAGUGCCUUAGCAGAUUUCCAGAAUUAUGCAUCAUUUUUAUAGGUCUUAGCAGAAAUGGACACCUCUGGAAGUAGAUAAAACUGUAUUAGACCAUUUUUACAAUUUAUUUUGGUGAAAAAAAUAAGAUUCUUUGGGUUUGAUCCCAUUCAUGUUGAUUUCAUAAUGGCUAAAGUUUCCGAAUUUAUAGAGAAUGCAGGUUUUGUCUGAGGUGAGAAAGUGACUUUUGCGUAGUGGUUUCCCUCUCUGGUAGCUGCUGACAGAAUUCCAGCUGAUGUGACGUUUCUUGUAAACCUAAGCAGGCAUUUUCUAUGGACAGUUACACAUAAACUUUGACAAAUUGAAAUGCAGAAAAUAAACAAUUUGGCUCCUAUGUUAGCUUAUCUCAUCUGAAACUCGCUUACCUCAUUACUAGAAGGGCAUUGUGGUGACCAGUCCAACCUCCCUAUUAAUUUUUGUACAAAAAUUAACUGUAUUUCCUAGUGACUGUUACCGGUCACCUUUCACAACUUAAGUAUAAAAAUGUUAGUGAAAUAUGCCUAUGUGUAAAAAGUAUUUUUAUAUUUGAUGCUGAUCAGGAGAGAAAAAUCCUUUUUCUCUCCGCGGAGCUGUGGGGCUUUUGUAAAGGACAGAUUCUUCCCCAUCUAUUUUUUAUUUUCUCAAACGGUUUGGACAGAUAUAAGCUAUUGAAAAUCUUUUAUCGCGUCAUUUUGAUGCUCAUAGCUAGUUUUGCAAAAAACUUUCUAGAUAGGCACGCUGCGGAGAGUUUCCCGUUGUGGGUGGGUGUUGCGUGACCCCGGGUCCUGCAGAAGCAUCUCCUCGGCUCAGAUGUUCACGGAGCUAAGCUGGGAACAGAACCAGCUACAGGCACAGCAAAUGUUGAUCAAAACCUUCUCGUUGUGUACGGCUUGAAACUAUUCCUUGUUCCCUACUCAGCCCGCUGAAGUGCUGUGCCGGGAAGCUGAGCGUUGCGCCCCAGCCUGCGGGCACCUCGCGGAGAGCUCGUGCGCACGUCCUCGUCCUCGUCCUCGUCCUCGUAGCCGGGGCUCUGGGCGUCCUGCAGCCGCACAUGCUUUCAGGUGCAAAACGUGUGUUGAGAACUGCUCUGUGGUGUCGUGGCACUUGAGGUUACCUGCAAGGGAAGUUGUGCUCUCCGCUGCUGGACGCCUGGAGCUGGCACCCGCGGCGGUCGGUAGCGGUGAUUUUGCACUGAAACUCUCUCUUUUACUGCUCAUCUCAUGUUCAUACGUAAACACCAGGCUAUGACUGACUUCCCAAGGCAAUCCGAAGGAAGGACUUUGUGUUGAAAAUCGCCUCUUUUCUUUCCUGGCUCGGGUGGCACCAGCCUGUACGCAGCCGCGCGUUUUGUCCUGGCGUCCCGUGCGUAUCCCAGAGCCGCUCAAACCCCCCGCAGGCAAAACGGGCUCGUUUGCAGUGGCACCUUACAGAGCAGGGCCGAGUCCUUUGUAGGGGAUUUGUCAGAUACCCGAAACUUGCCAGUAUCGGUUAGAAUACAAAGGGCACUAAACUUGCCUUAAAGUGCAUUGGUCACGUGUAAUUUAAAAUUCCGUGUUCUUAUUCUUUCAGAAACAAAAAGCGUAAAGAAAACCAUUAAUUACCUCAUGCUAUAAAUUUAUGUAAAUUGUUGACUGUAACAUAAGGAUCACUUGAAUAUAUGCAUGUUACAUGAAAACGUUAGAAGUUAAAAAAAGAGUAUUUAGUAAAUAACAUAGUGAAUUGUAAUAGUUAAGUCAGUGUUGAGUUCCUUUACACGAUUUGAAACAGAAAGAGGAUCUUUGUAAAAAAAUCAUCUUUGCAAUCAUUUUCAAAGCAGUGUUUUCUUUUUGCCUGAGACUUUGGACAGACUUUUCUUUCCUUCUUUCUUAAACUGGGCAGAGCGCAGGGUGCGGGAGUUCAGAGCACUGGGGACUUCAUUUCCUUUCAGAAACUUCUCUGGAUGUGAUGUGUGUACUGUUAAUGUGUAAUCGAGUUCCAGUUAUUCUGCCCCAUCAUUCCUAGUAUUUCCCUCGUAAACUGCUGAAUAACUCAUCUUCCUCAAAAGAAAAAAAAAAAGUUAUAUCUGUCAGUGUACCCGCUGAAACUUUACUAAGAAAAGGAAUUUGUGCUCACUUACAGACACUCAUCAAGUCCUAGCUGGCAUAGAGACCUCUGUCCCUUCCCUUCCCUUCCCUUCCCUUCCCUUCCCUUCCCUUCCCUUCCCUUCCCUUCCCUUCCCUUCCCUUCCCUUCCCUUCCCUUCCCUUCCCUUCCCUUCCCUUCCCUUCCCUUCCCUUCCCUUCCCUUCCCCAUCCCAUUUCUGACACUUCCAAACUUUUCCUUUUAUUCCACACCUGCACAACCCCCUCCUCCCCUGGCCUCCUUCCCCUGAGCCGCCUGUCCCGGAGACGAGGGGUAGCAUCACAUCACCUUGCGAGCAGGAAUUUUGUCUUUCUGGCACCUGGGCGUGCACCCAGCGUUGACGGUCACCGUUCUGGCUAAAAUCUCACACGGGGUUUUUGGAUAUCUGGAUGGCCCGUUCUGCAGGGACCGGGUUUGUCUCCCUCCCGUUCCCAUCCCUGCCGUGUCGGUCCUCACUCCAGGGGAGAGCUCGUCCCGCUCACGUUGCAGCUGAUGACUGCGAGCCCUCACGGGAGCGAACUGUCUGGUUAUCUCUAGGGCAAAACGCUGAUCAGCAAUAAAAAUUCCAGAUACAAAAACGCCAGUGCCUUUGUUUUAGUUCAGGAGUGAUUUCUUCUCGUUCCAGCUUUGGAAUCAUUUUUGGAGUCAGUUUUCAUCUCCAGAUACCCCGAAGUAGAGGGAAAGAGAAGGUGAUGAGCAGAAGGAUCCCAUGCGGUAACAGUAGUGUUAAAACACCCCGUUGUGGUUCCGAGUGCCUUAAAGCCACCCAAAUUCCAACAAAAGCUGUUUCUGUCCAUUGUGCUCUCCCUCCUCCGCCUCCCAGCCCUCGGAGCCCCUUACACCAUUACCGCAUCCCGCACGUGCCGACCCCACGAGGUGGCCCCGAGGUCCUGCUCGAGGACCCUCUGCCCCCCUUUGUGGUGUGGGAACCACAUCCAGAGCAGCACCACGAGCACCUCCAGCACCUGGGGUCUGGGUGGCGCGGGGGCCUUGGUGCCAUCGCGGUUCCUGCGCGCUCCUUGGGUGCUGCGAGUCACCAAGGGACCCCUGCCAGCAGCCCGGGGGCUCCCUGCGGGUCGGGGCUGUGCAGGGGGAGCAGGUUCCUUACCCAAAAGGAGAACAGAAACGAUGUGACGGAGGCCAGUGCAGCAGAGCUUUUAACGUGGAGCAGGAGGGGUGAAUUCACGUUACGUCCUCGUGUCUAUUCAGAAUGUUUUAUUGAUACCCAAACAGAAAGCGUCCAUUGAACUUGGCCUCCAAGUGUUAGAGAAACUAGGCUUAAAAGCUCCGAAGAAAUUGGUUAUACAUAAUUUUGUGCUUAAAUAUAAUAUUUAAUAUUAAAUAUUUAUUAUUUAACAUGUAAUUUAAAUAAAAAAACACAUUUGUCCAUAUGGCGUGUAAAUAUCUUCCCCUCACCAAAUAUAGAUAUUCCUCAUCUGAAUUUUGUUUUUUUUAAAUGAAAAGAAACUUUUUCUGUAAAACAGUGAGAAAUACUUGAAAAGCUGCCGACAAGCUUUCCCAUUUCACAAUUGUUCACAGCUGUCAUGGCAGCAAAAUAUCAGUGUAACUGAACGUCCUGGAAAUCCUAAAACAUUCUGCGUUAAGUUGCGAUAGGCUGAAAUCAGCUCUGGCUGCUGACCUUACCACGGGGCCAGCGGUGCCAUCAGGAUCUGUUUGGUUGGGAUUUGGGAACUCCACGGAGCUGGGUGCCAGGGGCCGGGGCUGCUGCGGGCGCACGGUGCAGGAGGGAGCGGGGUGGCUCUGGGGGGCUGCCGAGGCUCCGGGAUGGGUGUGCCAACGGGACGGGGGCAGAAAUCCCCAGCUCAACGAUGUGUGGCUGGGCCCAGGGUCACUUUGAGAGGCUCCGGGGGUGCGGUGCUGAGCGUGGUGAUGGAGGUGAUGGAGACGGGGGCUCUGCUGGGGUGUUCGCCCUCGGCGUCUGCCUCUGCUGCAGAGCUUUAAAUCGGGGCCACCGGGUGACCCCGCGGCCGUUUGGUGCCCGGGGAAGGGCUGCAGGGAGGCAAGGGAGAAAAUUGUUCAGCCCCAGAGCAGGUCGAGGCGCGAGGAGCAUCCUUCGUUUGUUGCUGUGCCUGAGAGGUUUUUCACCUAUUUUUGAUAAAUUCUCCUGGAAGCGUCAGCGCCCAAGGCUGAGCGUGGCCGAAGGCAGUGCAGAGCUGGCAGAGGGGGUCAGGGGGCCGUGGGGACUGGGGGGACUGGGGGGACUGGGGCCAGGGCAGGACGGGGGCACAGGGACUGGGGCGGGGGCGCUGGGCUCACACGGGGCUGGCUUCCAUUCCUUCUCUCGCCCUCGUGUUUGUCGUGUACAUAGGGUCUAUUUAUAGAUGUAUAAAUAUGUGUAUAUUUCUAAAUUUCUUCACCUUAGACCUAUUUUUCUCAGAGCUUUUGGGUUUGCGUUUAAUUUCUUGAUGGGUAAGUGUGCACCUUCUGAAACACCGUAAUCGUUGGUACAAAUAAUAAUAAUAAUAAAAAAGGUACUGGGCGCGUGGAGGAAGGGUUCUGGAAGGGCAGGAUUCACUCGUGACUCGCUUCCACUGGGCUUAAAUUUGGGACUUAACCGACUCGUUAGGGUUUCUGGGUUGACAAUAACCUACUGUUUCGCUACAGUUAUAAAUACAUCGCUGCCAUUUUCUCUAGGUAGGUGAAGUUAAGUCAAAGGAACAUUUUCAGGCUGAAAAAAAAAAAAAAAAAAAGUGCUCAAUGGUUUCUCAUUUUGGUGUUUUCUCAGCGAGGCUCAUGGAAAAUAAGGUUGUUGAUUUUUAAUUUUUGUUCCUUGUCUGUUUCUCUGUUUGCCUUUUGUAUCCGAACUGGGUUUUGACAGCGUUUAAAAUCCAGCUGAGCAGCUUCAGUUGAAAUGUAAAGUUUUAUAGAAACCUUUUUCUUGACCUGAUAUUUUGUAAACUUUUUUCUUUAACACAACCCGAAUAUUGGCACUAGAUCAGCUUGGCAGUGCUUAAGGUGGUCAUCAUAUCGAUGUGUGUGUGUGUACUUCUAUGCAUACAUACAUGUACGUACUUAGAGGGGGUAAUACGUAUUAUUGCACAUGAAAAUAUCCAUGGUUCUGAUGAUAUUUUUUAUUAUAGGGUGUAUCUGCUCAGACAAACAGAAACUUCCUUUUCAAACUCGAAAAGACGCCAUGGUUUAACCAGUUAAUUUGCACUUGGCAUAUUUAAAGCAAUCAGAAUAUUAAAUAUUCUUUGCCACUUUAUUUUGAUCCACGGUCUCUUGCCUGUAACUCCUGGAGUUGCUUUUCUGGGGGUUUUCCAUAACCUCCGUCGGUUUCUGUUGGGUUUGGCGUUAGGCUGCGGUGCAGACGUGAGACAAUUGGAGGUGUUUGGCUUUUUGACUGUUAGCACAAACCACUUAUUCAAGGCCCGUCCACCCUAGGAAGCUCACCAGUUGCCACCCAGUGCCAGAGGACCUGGAAUGCUUGUUUAAACUAAAAGGAACCCAAAACAUAUUUUUUAAAAAAAGAAUUACUUAACUCGGAGAAAACUGGAAGGCUCCAGGAGCCUCUGGCCGGGCAGCUCCAUCCAAGCGUCCCCUCUCAUUUCGGGAGAGGAAAUCGUGCAGCCGGCACCGCGCAGCCCCGGUGUCACCGCCGCUCAGCGCCGAGUCCCAGGGCUGGCGGGAUGCAGGGCGAAGCCCUCCUGGCUCCUGGGACCCCUCGCAGCCCGGUGCAAGGUGGGCGAAUUGCACCGCAGGGUGUGGAUGGGGCCGUGGUGGGCUCGGGAGCCGGGCUCUGCAGCGCUCCGUGCCCAGACGGGGGCCCAGGUGUUCAGCAAAGCUCUGCACCCGCUUUCUUCUGCUCUUCUAAAAUUCCAGGUGUUUUGUUCUGGUGUCUGGAGAGCCAAGUUUCCUUGAAAAAUCUGCCUGUUGAGCACUGUUGGAAAGCCCAGCUGUAGUGCUUCCCCAAGGAAAGGCUCGCUGCACGUUGGGUUUGCAGGCGCCCCGGUGGCCUGGCUGGAAAAACAAGCGUUAGGGGCUGAAUCUAUGCUUCUUUUUCUUUUCCUCUCUUUCUUUUUUUUUAUUUUUAUUUUUUAUUUUUUUGCCUUUUAAACAAACCAUAAAAUGGUGGCUGACGAUAGGUAAGAUGCACUCUGUAUAGCAAUAAGAAAUAAUUUGCCUGCAUAGACGGUGUCCUGAGGCUGUGGUAGCGGACGUGCCAGGCAGCGGCUGCCCGGAGGCUGGGGCUGGCGCAGGGGGGGUCCUCGCCGAGCCCCCGGGGGACGCGGAAGCUCAGUCCUAGCUUCAAGUGGCCUUUCCUCUGAAUCGGGAGGGGGUGGCGAGGGGGGUGCCCCACUGGGUGAAUUAAUUUAGUGCAAUGACAUAGGGGAGCCUUUUUUCUCAUGAUGCCUACUGCCCUUAAAUGUUGAAACCGGGUCUUUGUAAGCAAUGUCUGUGUAUCUAUGUGUAUAUAUGAGGGACAAAUUUUAAAUUACUGCCUUUUUUCCCUGUUUAUUUUUCUGAGUAAUUCCAGAUGUACUUUAGUCUCUCUACUGUCAAAACUUUUAUAUUGUAAAACUGAUGCUGGUGGCUUUUGGUUAUUUUGGUUUUUGUUUUUGUAAAAAAGAAGAAAAAAAAAAGAAAAAAAGAAAAAAGAAAAAGAAAAAAAAAAAAGUCUGCAUCUCUCUAUGUUGUCAGUUUUAGGCUGUAAAUUCCAACUAUCAAUAAAAGCUCAAAAUUCA
Anas platyrhynchos (mallard) is the source of this 17485-nucleotide messenger RNA. RefSeq names its product protein phosphatase 6 regulatory subunit 2 (gene PPP6R2). Lineage: Eukaryota; Metazoa; Chordata; Aves; Anseriformes; Anatidae. Gene Ontology annotation, cellular component: cytosol; nucleus. Gene Ontology annotation, molecular function: protein phosphatase binding; protein phosphatase regulator activity. The record is from RefSeq and is a predicted model, not a curated record.